CCUUCGCCCACGAUGUCGACCGUCGUAGAGACACGGCCGUUGUCGCCGUCAAAGGUGCACCCGACACCCCCGCUCACGCCUCCACUCAAGAUGGACAAGCAGCUGAAGGAGGAGGUGCCGAUCGACAUGGACAUCCCCGAUAACUAUGUCGCCUGGACAAUCAAAAACCAGAAGCCACUCCCACCCGUCACCUGGAGUAGCUUGUACAAGGAGCUCAACUACCUGAGCUUGUACGUCCUCACCAUCACCCCCGCCAUUGCCAUCUGGGGGGCAUUCCAUGUGAAGCUGCGCUGGGAGACCGCGCUUUGGAGCGUAAUCUACUAUUUCAUUACCGGCCUUGGAAUUACCGCCGGGUAUCACCGGCUCUGGGCACACCGGUCAUACAAUGCGUCAAGACCGCUCCAAUACGCGUUGGCGAUGGCCGGUUCGGGCGCAGUCGAGGGGUCAAUCAAGUGGUGGUGCCGCGGACACCGAGCGCACCAUCGUUACACCGAUACCGAACUCGAUCCGUACAACGCGCACCGCGGCUUCUGGUGGUCGCACAUAGGCUGGAUGCUCAUCAAGCCGCGCCGAAAGCCUGGUGUCGCGGAUGUCAGUGAUCUAAGCAAGAACGAGAUUGUGCGGUGGCAGCACCGCUGGUACGUCCAGCUCAUUAUUGGAAUGGGCUUCCUGGUGCCGACGUUCGUUGCCGGUCUUGGAUGGGGAGACUGGGCUGGAGGUUUCUUCUACGCUGGAGCAGCGCGUCUCUGUUUCGUGCACCACUCGACGUUCUGCGUGAACUCCCUUGCCCACUGGCUUGGUGACACGCCAUUUGAUGACAAGCACACGCCCCGAGACCAUGUCAUUACCGCGCUGGCGACCAUUGGCGAAGGGUAUCACAACUUCCACCACCAGUUCCCCAUGGACUACCGCAACGCCAUCAGAUGGUACCAGUAUGACCCAACGAAGUGGUUCAUCUGGGUAUGCCAGAAACUCGGCCUGGCCAGUCACCUCAAAGUGUUCCCGGACAACGAGGUGAAAAAGGGCCAGCUCACGAUGCAGCUGAAGCGCUUGCGUGAGACGCAAGAGGGACUUGUGUUCGCUCCUGAUGUGAAUGAGCUGCCGAUCAUCAGCUGGGAGAGCUUCCAGGAGCAAUCCGGAAAACGUGCCCUUGUCGUCAUUGGUGGCUUUAUCCACGAUGUCUCCUCAUUUGUGGAGGAGCAUCCUGGUGGUCGCCACCUUAUCGCGAAGAACAUCGGCAAGGAUGCCACAACAGCGUUCUUCGGCGGUGUAUAUGACCAUUCGAAUGCUGCGCAUAAUUGGCUCUCCAUGAUGCGCGUUGGAGUUCUGAUCGGUGGUACGCAGCAUGGCCUGGACGACAAGAACAUACCGCCAUCGCAGCGUCUGCGUAUCGCACGGUACAACGAGCUCGGCUCAGGCAACGCGUCAUCGACGGCGGUGGAGGACAGUGAGGGUCUGCUCGGUUGACAUGCCGCCUUUUUCCCUCUUGUGUUUGUGACAUAGUUUUCACUCGAUGUCAUGUUGUGGCGGACAGGUUGUAGCAUAGAGCAAUGAGCGACAGGCCCCUAUGUGGUUCUUCUGUACAUCGAUAGAUGAGGAGUUAAAGAGCAUAGCGUAAUAAGGAAGAAAGUUACUCUGGGUAUCAUAAUUUCUGUCGGAUUUGAAGCUGAACACGUCUGGGACAAAAGCGCAAAGAGGAGUCGGCGAUCGAAUGGUUGACAGUUGAAC
Molecule: messenger RNA, 1728 nt
Organism: Laetiporus sulphureus 93-53
Lineage: Eukaryota; Fungi; Basidiomycota; Agaricomycetes; Polyporales; Laetiporaceae
Product: delta 9-fatty acid desaturase protein
Exons: 5
Coding region: 13-1467 (484 amino acids)
Biological process (GO): unsaturated fatty acid biosynthetic process
Cellular component (GO): endoplasmic reticulum membrane
Molecular function (GO): iron ion binding; stearoyl-CoA 9-desaturase activity; heme binding
Source: RefSeq, a predicted model, not a curated record